Messenger RNA from Penicillium argentinense, 1128 nucleotides. Its product is annotated as pantoate--beta-alanine ligase PAN6. Gene Ontology annotation, biological process: pantothenate biosynthetic process. Gene Ontology annotation, molecular function: pantoate-beta-alanine ligase activity. The record is from RefSeq and is a predicted model, not a curated record. The transcript has 2 exons. The coding region runs from base 1 to 1128 and encodes 375 amino acids. NCBI's taxonomy places the organism in Eukaryota, Fungi, Ascomycota, Eurotiomycetes, Eurotiales, Aspergillaceae.
AUGUCUCGUCUGGUCAGUGGGGUCAGGUCGUUGUCGAGGCUAAUCUCCCUGCUCUCCUUAGCUACGGCCUCGAACUUGGCCACCGCAGCUUCUCGACCCGCGGCCCAGCCGUCUUCGUUCCAAGUGUUUCGCGAUGUUCCGUCUCUCCGCCAGCUCCGUCACCAAUUAUUAAGAAAUGAACGUACCGUGGGAUUUGUGCCUACGAUGGGUGCACUCCAUGAGGGGCAUCUCUCCUUGAUUCGUGAAGCAGCUCGCGAGAACACCGAUAUCUUCGUUAGCAUCUACGUGAACCCCACUCAAUUCGGCGUCAACGAGGACCUAUCUAGCUACCCUCGCACCUGGGACAGUGAUGUCGAGAAGCUGGAGAAGCUGAAUGAGGAGUUGGGCCGUUCAGGGGCCCCUGGCUCCGGACAGAUCACGGCCAUCUUCGCUCCCACGUCGAAGGUCAUGUAUCCAACUCUGCCCCCAUCAUCCGACAUUGAUGGUCAGGGAUCUUUUGUUACAAUCACUCCUCUAUCCUCAAAGCUCGAGGGAGGCUCCCGACCCGUUUUCUUCCGCGGUGUCGCAACCGUCUGCAUGAAGCUCUUCAAUGCCACCACUCCCGAUCGUGUAUACUUCGGCCAGAAGGAUGUACAGCAGACUGUCAUUAUCAAGCGAAUGGUGCAGGACUUCCUAAUUGGCACCGAGGUCCGCAUUGUCAGCACUGCUCGCGAGGCCGACGGAUUGGCAAUGAGCUCUCGCAACGUGUAUUUGGGUGACCGCAGACGUGCCGUGGGACUCACAAUCUACAAGGCCCUCAAGGCGGCCGAGGAUGCGUACCAGUCGGGCAAGGUUUCCCGCGCAGACAUUCUCGGGGCUGCUCGGAGUAUCACCGACCAGGUGCUGGCUGAGCAGCGUGCACUGACACCAUCUGAGAGAUCGCUCUUUGAGGUGGAUUAUAUUUCCUUGGCUGAUCCGAACACUCUCGACGAGCUGGAUCUCGUUGACCCUACUCAGGGCGGUGUCCUGAGUGCUGCUUUGAAGAUGGCGCCCUUGGAAGAGAACAAGCCCGGCGAGGACUGCGGAUUGGGAGACGGUAAGGUGCCAGUGCGUCUGAUCGACAACCUGAUUCUUCAGCCACGGGCUUGA